UCGCACUGGUAAAAACCCUUAAACUCACACGUAAUCGCAAAUCUUGCCUUUAACGAUCAUUCAAAGUCCGUGUCUUCAAUUCUUGAAUCGAAAUCAUACACACGUAUAUAUACACAGAGAGAGAGAGAGAGGUUAGGUGUAAUUGUAUUGAUAGAAGAAAAUGGCGGAUGAAGGGCGGGCAGCGAAGAAAGGAUCUGGGAAGAAAGAUCAGAAAGUUCCAUUCUAUAAGCUUUUUGCUUAUUCAGAUAGGCUUGAUAUUGCUCUUAUAAUCGUCGGAACGAUUUCUGCCAUUGGCAAUGGAUUGACGCAGCCGCUCAUGACUCUUAUUUUUGGCCAGAUAAUCAAUUCUUUCGGAGGGACCGAGCCAUCUCACGUAGUGCAUGAAGUUUCGAAGGUCUCUCUCAAAUAUGUUUACUUGGCUAUUGGAGCUGGCAUAGCUUCAUUUCUUCAGAUGUCAUGCUGGAUGGUGAGUGGAGAAAGACGCGCAUCUCGAAUAAGAGGGUUGUACUUGAGAACCCUAUUAAGGCAGGAUAUUGAGUUCUUUGACACUCAAACAACGACGGGAGAGGUCAUUGGGAGGAUGUCUGGGGAUACCAUUCUCAUUCAAGAGGCCAUGGGCGAAAAAGUUGGGAAGUUCAUUCAGUUUUCAUCAACAUUCAUUGGAGGCUUUAUAAUUGCUUUCUGUAAAGGAUGGCUUCUAUCCUUAGUAUUGUGCUCUUGCAUUCCUGCACUUGCCAUAGCCGGAGGAUGCAUGUCACUGCUUAUGACGAAGAUGUCGAGUCGAGGACAAGUUGCCUACGCGGAAGCUGGAAAUGUGGUUGAACAAACAGUGGGAGCAAUCAGAACGGUCGCAUCCUUCACCGGAGAGAAGAAAGCAGAAGAAAAGUACGAUAGCAAAUUGCAAAUAGCCUAUGCAUCCACUGUUCAGCAAGGGUUGGCUUCAGGCAUUGGACUUGGCACUGUUUUACUAAUGGUAUUUAGUACUUAUGGACUUGCCAUAUGGUAUGGAUCAAAAUUGAUAAUAGAAAAAGGAUACAGUGGUGGAAAGGUUAUCAAUGUUAUGAUGGCCAUAAUGACUGGUGGAAUAUCACUUGGACAGACGUCUCCAUGCAUAAAUGCAUUCGCAGCAGGUCAAGCAGCAGCAUACAAGAUGUUUGAGGCUAUUGAACGGAAACCGAAAAUUGAUGGGAAUGAUGACAGAGGAAUUGUGUUGGAAGAUAUAAGAGGUGAAAUUGAACUUAAGGAUGUUUAUUUCAGAUAUCCGGCAAGGCCGGAAGUUCAGAUCUUUUCAGGUUUUUCAUUGCAAGUUGAAAGCGGCAAAACUGCAGCUCUAGUUGGGCAGAGUGGAAGUGGGAAGUCCACAGUUAUUAGCUUGUUGGAGCGAUUUUAUGAUCCUGAUGCUGGAGAAGUACUUAUAGACGGAGUUAAUUUGAAGAUGUUGAAACUCAAAUGGAUCAGAGGAAAAAUGGGACUCGUAAGCCAGGAACCAAUCUUGUUUGCAACUACUUUGAAGGAAAAUAUAUUGUAUGGCAAAGAAAAUGCUUCUGAUGAAGAGAUUAGAACAGCAAUAGAACUUGCUAAUGCAGCCAAAUUCAUUGACAAGCUUCCACAGGGGCUUGAUACAAUGGUGGGCGAACAUGGAACUCAGCUAUCCGGUGGUCAGAAGCAAAGGGUGGCAAUUGCUAGAGCUAUUCUGAAAAAUCCAAAACUCCUUCUUCUUGAUGAGGCAACAAGUGCUUUGGAUGCAGAGUCAGAACGCCUCGUGCAAGAUGCACUUGAAAAUGUUAUGACGGACCGAACAACUGUGGUUGUUGCACACCGUCUGACAACUAUAAGAAAUGCUGAUCAUAUAGCAGUAGUGCAAGCUGGAAAACUAGUAGAACAAGGUACUCAUGCUGAAUUGGUAAGAAAUCCCAACGGGGCAUACUCCCAGCUUGUUCGAAUGCAAGAAGGUACUAAACAGGUUGAUAACAAUGAAGGGACGGACUUGCAGAAAAUGGAUUCUUACUCAGAAGGCAACUUAAGUAAGUCUUCAAGUCAGAGAAUUUCGAUGAGGAGAUCAACAAGCAACGGAUUACUUCCCUCUCCCUUUGGUGUUCCUGGUCAUAUUGACUAUCAAGAAGCUCAAACUGAAGAUACCAGAGACGAAAAGGAACUCAAGGUUUCAAAGGAACAUAAGAAAAUUUCUAUUAGACGCCUUGCAUACUUAAACAAACCCGAGUUGCCAUAUUUACUGCUAGGAUCAUUGGCAGCUGGGGCACAUGGCGUAGUUUUUCCAAUAUUUGGACUCUUGCUUUCAUCAGCUAUUAAAAUUUUCUUUGAACCUGCACACAAGCUUAGGAAAGAUUCCAGGUUUUGGGGACUCAUGUUAGUUGUCCUUGGCAUAUGUACCUUGGUGGUUGUACCAAUACAAAAUUCCUUUUUUGGAAUUGCUGGUGGUAAGUUGAUACAAAGAAUUCGUUCUUUGUCAUUCAAGAAGGUAGUGCACCAGGAGAUUAGUUGGUUUGAUAAUCCUCGCAACUCAAGUGGUGCUGUUGGUGCAAGGUUAUCUACCGAUGCCUCAACUGUAAGGAGCCUUGUAGGCGAUGCUUUAGCGCUAAUAGUCCAGAACGUAGCGACGGUGAUAGCAGGUCUCGUUAUAGCCUUCACAGCUAAUUGGUUGCUAGCCAUCAUAAUCCUUCUUGUUCUCCCCCUGGUUGGUUUGCAAGGAUUCCUCCAGAUGAGGUUCUACAAAGGGUUCAGUGCAGAUGCCAAGGCGAUGUAUGAAGAAGCUAGUCAAGUGGCAAAUGAUGCUGUGAGCAGCAUCAGAACUGUUGCGUCAUUUAGUGCAGAAGAGAAGGUGAUGAAAAUGUAUGAGCAAAAAUGCGAGGCUCCUGUGAAGCAAGGAGUUCGGAUUGGACUUGUUAGUGGAGCAGGUUUUGGAGCCGGUUCUUUUGCUCUAUUUUGCACAAAUUCCUUCUGUUUCUACAUUGGGGCUGUUCUAAUUCAACAUGGGAGAGCAUCAUUUGGGGACGUGUUCAAGGUUUUCUUUGCUCUAACAAUGUCAGCUAUUGGAGUUUCUCAAACUAGUGCAAUGGCUCCAGAUGUGAACAAAGCUAAGGAUUCUGCUGCUUCUAUAUUUGAGAUCCUGGAUAGUGAACCCGAAAUUGAUUCAAAUAGCGAAGAAGGCACAACAUUGGCUAGUGUUAGAGGUGACAUUGAAUUUCAACAUGUAAGCUUCAAGUAUCCAACUCGGCCAGAUAUCCAAAUCUUCAAGGAUUUGUGCCUGAGAAUGCCUUCCGGGAAGACAAUGGCUCUUGUUGGUGAAAGUGGAAGUGGGAAGUCCACAGUUAUCAGUUUGAUACAGAGAUUCUACAAUCCCAACUUCGGACAAAUAUUCUUGGAUGGAAUGGAAAUCAGAAAAUUCAAGUUAAGUUGGCUGAGGCAACAAAUGGGAUUAGUGAGUCAAGAACCUAUUCUCUUCAACGAGUCAAUCCGCACAAACAUUGCCUACGGGAAGAAGGGAGACGUAACGGAAGAAGAGAUCAUUUCAGCUACAAAAGCUGGGAAUGCACACAACUUCAUAUCAGGAUUGCCUCAAGGAUAUGAUACUAAUGUUGGAGAGAGAGGAGUUCAAUUGUCUGGUGGACAAAAGCAAAGAAUUGCCAUAGCAAGAGCAAUAUUGAAAGAUCCAAAGAUCCUUUUGCUCGAUGAAGCUACAAGUGCACUGGAUGCUGAGUCAGAACGUAUAGUGCAGGAAGCAUUAGAUCGAGUUAUGGUGAACAGAACUACCAUUGUUGUAGCUCAUCGCCUGACUACGAUAAUGGGGGCAGACACCAUUGCUGUUGUGAAGAAUGGAAUUAUUGCUGAAAAGGGAAGUCACGGCGUGCUUAUGAAAAUGAAAGAUGGGGUCUAUGCAUCAUUGGUUGCUCUACACUCUAGUUCAGAAUGAAGUGACGCACCACUUUAUUUGCCAUUGUCUUGUAUAACUGAAAAUUUUGAACUUUGAUUUAGAUCCUUUUUUGUAGGGAUUAAAAGUCAAAGCCAACAAUUAAUUUUAACCUUGGAACC
Molecule: messenger RNA, 4050 nt
Organism: Olea europaea var. sylvestris
Lineage: Eukaryota; Viridiplantae; Streptophyta; Magnoliopsida; Lamiales; Oleaceae
Product: ABC transporter B family member 9-like
Exons: 12
Coding region: 161-3931 (1256 amino acids)
Biological process (GO): transmembrane transport
Cellular component (GO): membrane
Molecular function (GO): ABC-type transporter activity; ATP binding; ATP hydrolysis activity
Source: RefSeq, a predicted model, not a curated record